Molecule: messenger RNA, 1844 nt
Organism: Sitodiplosis mosellana (orange wheat blossom midge)
Lineage: Eukaryota; Metazoa; Arthropoda; Insecta; Diptera; Cecidomyiidae
Product: peptidoglycan-recognition protein SB1-like
Exons: 7
Coding region: 900-1745 (281 amino acids)
Biological process (GO): peptidoglycan catabolic process
Molecular function (GO): zinc ion binding; N-acetylmuramoyl-L-alanine amidase activity
Source: RefSeq, a predicted model, not a curated record
CGAAAAACCAAUUGUAGCUUCAGCUGUCACACUUUACCUACGAUCCAAAUUGUAUUUGUUGUUCACCUUUGGAAGUUAGAUGUAUCGCAUCCACCUGUGAAUCGCUAACGAUUUUUUUCUAUCUAUUGCUACCUCCAUGUGUGUUUAGUUUAGUUUUCUAGUAGUCUAGUCCAAUAUUUUCUGAUUUAAAAAAAAAAAAACGUCAUUUCUACCACGUAGGUACAUUGCUCGUAAAUCGACCCAACUACUUAGGCUAGUACUAGCCGAUCAAACACACAAAGGCGUUGUUAAUCAGUUUGAGUCAGUUUCGUUCGACAAAACAAGCAAUUUACAAUUGAAGUAGACCAACAAAGUUUGGAAAUUUUACCAAAGUAAAUCCGAGUAGUUCGUUCUCAAAGUAAUCGUGUGCCAUUUUUUUCAUACAUCCUUCUUCAGAAUUAUUUGAUUUGGAAACGGUGUGACGAAACCGAUUGAUGUAUUAGUGCCGCAAACAUAAAAACAAACGAAAUAAGAAGGAGCCAAUAAUAAUUUAUGUGCACUUUGAGUAUGGAAAACGGUGUUUUGCUGGUGGUGCCGGACGAAAAUUACGGAAAAUCUCAACACAUUCGAAAAUUCAUCUAAAAAUAAACCGUGCGGAGUUUCUGAUAAAGCAAACGACAAGAGCGAAACGAAAAAAAAAAUUACACGAAACUGUAACGAAGACGAAUUAUUGUCGAAAUUGAUGCAAAUGUAAACCGGUGGUUUACACAACAAACAAACACUCUCGUCCCAACAACACACUCACACACCACUCGCUCUAUAUGGGUUAAACAACGUUCCGUUUUGAACUCGUUUCGACUGUGCCGAUUAGCAGAGCGACGACCAUCCAAAUUGUACACUUAGAUUUUACCAGAAAAAUCAUGAUGAUGAACAACAGCAAUGAAUUUUCAUCGAGAUAUGGAUAUGGGGAUUUGGACUUGGAAAAUGGAUACUAUGGCAGCUGUGAUCACGAUCAUUUUGGACCAUCAUCAAGCUUGGGAUUUAUUGGGCAAAGGGCAUUCGUAAGACAUCGUUUGAAUGCUGUUGACGAUCGAACACCUUUGUUGAAUGGAUCGAAUCGUUUGCGACCAAAUUGCAUAGAUGCAAGAGUUUUCUCACUUGGUGUACUGUUCAUCGGAGGGAUCACCGUGGGUGGAUACAUGUUAUAUCAGCAAGACCGUCCAUGGCCGAUGACAACGGCUGGUAUGUGGCUAGAUUUUGUCAAUCGGGAGGAUUGGGGAGCCGCUAAUUUUCCCAUUGGCCGUCGUUUAUCUAGCAAUAAUGUGGUCCACGUACUGUUGCAUCAUACUGCUACUGAAAAUUGCUUCGAUUUAUCAACAUGCAAAAUGUUUGUGUACAAUUAUCAGAAAUGGUGGAAGCAAACGGAAAAUUGCGAUAUCCCAUUUAAUUACUUGGUCGGCGGUGAUGGGAGAGCAUAUGAAGCCAGAGGAUGGUCCGUUGAAAGUGAUUACUCGCCUAUUCAUAGCAAUAGUAGUCUGUCGAUUGCUUUUAUUGGUAAUUUUACAAAAACCAUGCCAUCGGUAAAACAACUUGAUGCAGCGCGAGCAUUGAUUUUGGAGCUGAAAUUUCAACAGAAAAUAGCCAAGAACUAUCACAUAACAGGCAUUAGCUACCAUAAAAGAGCACACCAUGAUGCCGCCGCACUAUUUCAAGAAACAUCCAAUUGGCAGUGUUGGGACGAAGUGUAUACUGUUUCACAUUCAUGACAAAAUGAAAUUUACGUUUUAAACAAAUGUUCAUUGAUUUAUUCCGUAUAGAUUUCUUUUUUUUCUACAUAAAUGGACAAAUAAAGAGACAAAAACGAA